This is a messenger RNA of Talaromyces stipitatus ATCC 10500, 2555 nucleotides long. RefSeq names its product DUF255 domain protein. Lineage: Eukaryota; Fungi; Ascomycota; Eurotiomycetes; Eurotiales; Trichocomaceae. Bases 97 to 2472 code for a protein of 791 amino acids. Gene Ontology annotation, biological process: carbohydrate metabolic process. The record is from RefSeq and is a predicted model, not a curated record. The transcript has 4 exons.
UGCUUCUUAGCUUCGAUCUCGACUUCACUAGCUACAACUGCGCAAGACCACGUGAACUGCUUCGAUAUCAAUCAGAGGAUAAGGGGUGCAAGGACGAUGACUGAUAAGGCUAAUGCACGAUCCGAAGAGCACCAUGCGACGACGGGUGCGCCGAGGUUGAAACUGGUGAAUCGCCUGAAUGAGAGCCGAUCUCCUUAUGUCCGCGGCCAUAUGAAUAACCCAGUUGCAUGGCAGCUAUGGGACUCGAAAGCGAUUGAACUAGCAAAAAAGCACAACCGAUUGAUCUUUGUCAGUAUCGGCUACUCCGCUUGUCAUUGGUGUCAUGUCAUGGAGAAGGAAUCAUUCAUGUCGACAGAAGUCGCAACCAUCCUGAACGAAUCAUUCAUUCCGAUCAAAGUGGAUAGAGAAGAACGACCGGACAUUGACGAUGUUUAUAUGAAUUACGUACAAGCCACAACUGGCUCAGGCGGCUGGCCACUAAACGUCUUCCUCACACCAGAUCUCGAACCUGUAUUUGGAGGAACAUACUGGCCGGGCCCGCAUUCAAGCUCGCAAUCACAAUGGGGAGUUGAAGGUCCCAUUGGAUUUGUUGAUAUUUUGGAAAAGCUGCGCGAUGUCUGGCAGACGCAACAAGCCCGGUGCUUAGAUAGUGCGAAAGAAAUUACUAAACAACUGCGCGAGUUUGCAGAAGAAGGGACACAUGUACAGCAGGGAGCUAAAAGUGGUGGUGAAGAUUUGGAAAUUGAACUUAUCGAGGAAGCUUUUCAGCAUUUUGCGUCUCGAUAUGAUCCUGUCUAUGGUGGAUUUGGUCGAGCGCCCAAGUUUCCUACGCCGGCCAAUCUCGGUUUCUUAAUUCGACUUGGGAUGUAUCCCACUGCGGUAUCGGAUAUUGUCGGUCAAGAUGAGUGUGUACGGGCAACAGCAAUGGCAACCAAGACCUUGCUAAAUAUUGCUCGAGGUGGUAUUCGCGACCAUAUCGGACAUGGAGUGGCACGAUAUAGCGUAACGACCGAUUGGCUCUUACCCCAUUUCGAAAAGAUGCUUUACGACCAAGCUCAGCUACUAGAUGUCUAUGUGGACGCUUUCCGGGCAACGCAUGAACCGGAGCUUUUGGGGGCUGUCUACGAUCUUGUGAGUUACCUGACCAGUGAGCCAAUACAAGCUUCGACUGGUGGGUAUUAUUCCUCCGAAGAUGCCGACAGUUUACCUUCUCCGAAUGAUACAGAGAAACGUGAGGGCGCAUUUUAUGUCUGGACGUUGAAGGAACUCAAACAAGUCCUCGGGCAAAGGGACGCCGGGGUAUGUGCGCGACACUGGGGCGUUUUGGCAGAUGGCAACAUUGCACCUGAAAAUGACCCUCACGAUGAAUUCAUGGACCAGAACGUACUUUCUAUCAAAGUCACGCCGAGCAAACUCGCAAAAGAAUUUGGAUUGAGUGAAGAGGAAGUCAUCAAAAUCAUCAAAUCGGGAAAACAGAAGUUGCGAGAAUAUCGAGAAAAAGCCCGUGUACGACCCGAUCUAGACGACAAGAUUAUCGCCGCAUGGAACGGACUGGCCAUUGGUGCACUAGCCAAAGCUAGUAUCUUACUCGAAGAAAUCGACACAAUCAAAGCACAACAAUGCAGAGAUUCAGCCCAAAGGGCAGUUGAGUUUAUCAAAACCACUCUCUUUGAACCGUCAACCGGUCAGCUUUGGCGCAUCUAUCGUGACGGUAGUCGCGGAAACACUCCGGGGUUUGCAGAUGACUAUGCAUUUUUGAUAUCUGGAUUGAUUACAAUGUACGAAGCGACGUUUGACGAUAGUUAUCUCCAAUUCGCAGAACAGCUACAAGAACAUCUGAAUAAAUACUUCAUCGCCCCGGGCGACGAACCCGAUACAUACGCCGGGUACUACACCACAUCCUCCGAACCCAUCCCCGACGAACCAGGUCCAUUACUCCGACUCAAAAGCGGCACUGACUCCGCAACACCAUCUAUCAACGGCAUAAUCGCUCGGAAUCUAGUUCGCCUGGGUUCAUUACUAGAAGAUGAUACCUACCGACAACUAGCGCGCCAGACCUGUAGUACAUUUUCAGUAGAAUUAAUGCAACAUCCGUUCCUGUAUGUGAAUCUCCUCGAUGCGAUGGUUGGACUGGAGCUAGGAGUACGAAACAUCACCGGUGUCCUGGGGACGGCUAUCGUACCUACAACGAUCCAGAAAGAUGAGACACCCGCCGCAGCGGAGGUUAUUCGUGACCGUGUCCGCGCAGAAGCUGGAUACGCGACAUCGACAUCUGUAACGACUGUGUCUGUAAUCGAUAUCCGCUGCUCAUCAUCAUCAUCAUCAUCAUCAUCAUCGACGACAAAAUCGACGAUAAAAUCUACAUGGCUCCAGACACGAAAUCCGUUAUUCAAAGAUGUCAAACCUGGGACUCCGCCGAGGAAUUAUUUACUUGUUUGUGAGAUGGGGAGUUGUCGGGUUGUUGAUAUUUAAACGAGACGUGUACUGUUAUCAUUUGGUUGGAUAUGUUUGGGUUAUUCUGUGUGUUCGAGCUAUUUAGGGUGUUAUUAUAUGGA